UUUAUAACCUCCACGUAUGUGAUUAAGUACCGAUCACGUUUUUGUUUUGAUAACAACUGUGAAGUGAAAGCAUAGUUGUGUUCGUGUGCUUCUUUACGUAUUCAGUAAAUUAAUGCGUUCAAAGUUAUUAUUUGACUUUCAUCAAACAAUAUUUUCUAGAAUAAAAUCAGUACGUGGACUAAGAUUACCUAAAUAUCAAAAACCAAGUAAGAAAAAAAUGGCAAUGAAAGAAAAGGAAGGAAGAUCUAAAGUUUCUGAAAUGAAACCUCUGCCAACUUACAUUGAGGAUCGUUUGAAAAUAUGGGAUAAGCUGAAGGAAGAGUAUAACACUGAACUUGCUAAUAAAGUAUUGGAGCCAAUCACUGUCACUUUUCCUGAUGGAAAAACAACUAAUGCUAAAGCUUGGCAAUCCACACCAUAUGAAGUAGCAAAAGGAAUAAGUCAAGGACUUGCUGAUAAUACAAUCAUUGCUAAAGUUAACGGAGAACUUUGGGACAUGGAUAGACCACUGGAAAAAGAUUCAACUUUGGAAUUACUUAAAAUUGAUAAUGAAGAAGCUCAACAAGUUUUUUGGCAUUCAUCCGCCCAUAUACUGGGUGAGGCUAUGGAAAGAAUUUAUGGAGGUUGUUUAUGCUAUGGACCACCAAUUGAAGGAGGAUUUUACUAUGAUAUGUUUCUGCAAAAUAAACAAGUAUCAAACUUUGAUUUUCCUGUUAUGGAAACUCUUGUUAAAACUAUUAUCAAAGAAAAACAACCAUUUGAACGACUUGAAGUGAGCAAAGAGGAUUUACUGGAAAUGUUUAAGUAUAAUGAAUUUAAAAUUAGGAUCUUGAAUGAAAAAGUGCAAACACCAAAAACUACUAUUUAUCGUUGUGGACCAUUAAUUGACUUGUGCAGGGGACCACAUAUUCGUCAUACUGGCAAAGUCAAGGCUUUUAAAGUUAUUAAAAAUUCUUCUACAUACUGGGAAGGAAAUGCAAAAGCAGAAACUUUACAGAGGAUCUAUGGCAUAUCAUUUACGGAUAAUAAACAAAUGAAAGAGUGGGAAAAAUUCCAGGAAGAAGCUGCUAAAAGAGAUCAUCGUAAAAUUGGAAGAGAACAAGAAUUAUUCUUUUUCCACGAAUUAAGUCCAGGGUCUUGUUUUUUCCAACCAAAAGGAGCUUAUAUUUACAAUACUUUGAUUGAAUUCAUCAAGAGUGAAUAUAGAAAACGUGGAUUCCAAGAAGUUGUUUCCCCAAAUAUUUUUAACACCAAACUAUGGCAGACAUCCGGUCAUUGGGCACAUUAUUCAGAAAACAUGUUUUCAUUUGAUGUAGAGAAAGAAACUUAUGCUUUAAAACCAAUGAAUUGCCCUGGACAUUGUUUAAUAUUUGAUCAUCGCAAUAGAUCCUGGAGAGAAUUGCCACUUAGAUUGGCCGAUUUUGGUGUCCUUCACCGUAAUGAAUUAUCUGGUGCAUUAACAGGAUUAACACGUGUUCGACGUUUUCAACAAGAUGAUGCUCAUAUAUUUUGUACUACAGAUCAGAUUGGUGAAGAAAUGAUGAAUGCAUUAGAUUUCUUACGUCAUGUAUAUACAGUAUUCGGAUUUACAUUCCAUUUGCGUUUAUCUACUAGACCUGAAAAGUAUUUAGGUGAAUUAGAAAUGUGGGAACACGCUGAAAAGCAAUUAGCUAAUAGUUUGGACGCAUUUGGUGAACCUUGGGUAUUAAACCCAGGAGAUGGUGCAUUCUAUGGGCCGAAAAUUGACAUAACUAUUUCUGAUGCACUAAAACGACAACAUCAGUGCGCUACUAUACAAUUGGAUUUUCAACUUCCCAUAAGAUUUAAUUUAAACUAUAUUGGUGAAUCAGGAGAAAAGAUACGUCCAGUAAUUAUACAUCGUGCUAUAUUUGGCUCGGUAGAAAGAAUGAUUGCUAUUUUAACUGAAUCCUUUGCUGGUAAAUGGCCAUUUUGGUUGUCCCCUAGACAAGUUGUUGUAAUUCCUGUUGGUCCUCAAUUUGAUGAAUAUUCUGAGAAAGUCAAAAAAGAAAUAUAUGAUGCUGGUUUUAUGUGUGAUGUUGAUGUUGAUCAUGGUGAUACAUUAAAUAAAAAAAUUCGUAAUGCACAAUUGGCACAGUAUAAUUUUAUUCUAGUUGUUGGAGAAAAAGAAAAAUCAGCAAAUACAGUAAAUGUUCGCACAAGAGAUAAUAAUGUUCAUGGAGAAUUCAGUAUUGAAGAAACAAUUCAAAGAUUUCAUAAACUUAAGAUUUCUAAAACUAAUAAUAGUGAAAUUGAAUUUUAAUUUUAAUUAAUACAAUAAAUUUUCUUUUUUAAAAACAGUA
Molecule: messenger RNA, 2321 nt
Organism: Sipha flava (yellow sugarcane aphid)
Lineage: Eukaryota; Metazoa; Arthropoda; Insecta; Hemiptera; Aphididae
Gene: ThrRS
Product: threonine--tRNA ligase, cytoplasmic
Exons: 13
Coding region: 113-2281 (722 amino acids)
Biological process (GO): threonyl-tRNA aminoacylation
Cellular component (GO): cytoplasm
Molecular function (GO): threonine-tRNA ligase activity; ATP binding
Source: RefSeq, a predicted model, not a curated record